Tetranychus urticae (two-spotted spider mite) is the source of this 1568-nucleotide messenger RNA. Lineage: Eukaryota; Metazoa; Arthropoda; Arachnida; Trombidiformes; Tetranychidae. The record is from RefSeq and is a predicted model, not a curated record.
UUUAUAAAAGGACAGUUAUUUUGCUUCGCAAUUCAUUUCUAGUUUUCACUGUUUUUUAAUCGAAUUCUGACAACUGCAAUCGAGAUGAAAGAAAUCAAUUUAACUGUUGGAGCUUUUUCUGUAAGCAAUUUAACUGUUUGGUUGCAUCUUUGACUUAAUAUUUUGUAUGUUAUUGAAGGUGCCAUUUGCCGAAGGAUUUGUCGAAGAAGAUGAUCAAGUUGUUCCUAAAUUGAAGUCUCUUAAACGAUUUGCAGCCAUUCUCUCGGAUUAUGGUCCUUUCAAUUUGAAAUUCAUUUUACCCAAGGAAGGACAAUUGGGAGUGCUAACAGAGACUGGUUAUCAUGAUGGAGCUUUAGGUUUAUUACAAGAAGUUGUAAGUACAGUUCAUGUGGCAAGUGAGUUCGUACAAGUCUGUCAUUUCGAUACACAAACAAAAUUUUCUCUUUUGUACUUUGAUUUAACUUUCUUUUGACUCAUGAACACUAGACGGUUGAUAUGUGCUUAUUGCCAUUACCGUUGGAUACCCAAAUGGCUCCUGGUAUUUUCACUCCAGUUAUAUCAGAAAUGGACUAUUACAUCCUUACACAUCGUUAUUUAAAUGAUGCAAGUUCAGCUCUCAUCUCAAGCUUGACUUCAGUACAAGCGAUUCCUUUAUUAUUAGCUAUUGUAACAAUAUGAAUAUUGGAGUUAAUUGCUGUUAAACACUUCAAAAUUGAAGCAUUGCUCACAGCCAUCUUUAGAUCCUUCGGUAUCUCAUUUUACCAGGAUUUAUCUCAUCGAUCAUUAUGGCUUUGCUUCAUUCAAAUGCUAAUUUUAAUGUUUCCAGUAUUCAUCUUUGAUGCUGCAUUCAGUACCCAAACUAUAGUUGGAGACAGGGAUUACAAGAUUGAUACAUUGAGAGAUGUUAUUAAACAAGGAAAUAUGCCUUAUUUUAUCCAAGGCAUUUCAAUGUAUGACUUCUUCAAAGGCAAAGUCAAUAAAGACUAUGCUGAGAUCUAUGAACGGGCCGUUGCCAAUGGAUUUGGUGAACCAAUGCCAUUAGGACCUAUUGCCGAUAAAUAUAGAUUAGAAAAGUUGGCCACUUUCGUUUCUGAUAUUGGAAGGAAACUGGCUCCAUUGUUUGCUGCUGGAUCUAAUUUGCUUAAACCUAAUCAAGUACAAUAUUUUUCAGCAAAACCUUUUCAUAAAUCAUUACAAGCAAUACUUUUCAGCCAUAAUACUUCCGACUACCUGAGAAAAAAGUAUGAUACUCUAUCUCGUCGGAUGAUCCAAGGUGGCAUUUUUGCGAAAGUAGAAGGAGAUAUUUACGUUGACUUCAUUCUUUCCUUUUAUCCUGCAACCUUAUACGACUUUCACAAGUCUGAAGCUCCUGGUAAAGGCGAUCAUCUCAAUUGGCAAUCAUUAAAUUACAAGGGGUGCUAUAAAAUAUUUUAUACACUCAUCUUUGUUUUGAUUCUGUCAAUAUUUGUGCUGCUUAUUGAGUUGAUUGUUGCUUUCCUCGCUCGAUUCAGGUGAAUGGGAUAAAAAAUAUAUUAACUAUUUAAACUAUUAAAAUUACAGUAUCCGAC